Molecule: messenger RNA, 987 nt
Organism: Dama dama (fallow deer)
Lineage: Eukaryota; Metazoa; Chordata; Mammalia; Artiodactyla; Cervidae
Product: olfactory receptor 6J1
Biological process (GO): G protein-coupled receptor signaling pathway
Cellular component (GO): membrane
Molecular function (GO): G protein-coupled receptor activity; olfactory receptor activity
Source: RefSeq, a predicted model, not a curated record
AUGGCCCACGGAGAACAGAGUGCCCCGGUGAUGGAGUUUAUCUUGCUGGGAUUUCCUCUCAGCAGGCAGGUGGAGCUGCUGUCCCUGGUGCUCCUGCUGCCCAUGUUCCUGCUGACACUCCUGGGAAACCUGCUCGUCAUCUCCGUGGUGCUGUCCUUCACCCGCCCCCACACCUCCAUGUACUUCUUCCUGUGCAACCUCUCCAUCCUGGACAUCCUCUUCACCUCUGUCAUUUCCCCAACACUGGCCAACUUAGUAUCUGGUGAUAAAACCAUCUCCUUUGCUGGCUGUAUCACCCAGUGCUAUUUCUACUUCUUCCUGGGCACAGCAGAGUUUCUCCUGCUGACAGUCAUGUCCUAUAACUGCUAUGCCACCAUCUGCUACCCUCUGUGGUACAGCACCAUUAUGAGGCCCCCUGUCUGCAUCAGGACAGUUGUGUUCUCUUGGGUGGGAGCCUUCAUAUCUGUCCUCUUUCCAACCAUCCUCAUCUCUCAGCUGCCCUUCUGUGACUCCAACAUCAUUAACCACUUCUGUGACAGUGCUUUGCUGGCCCCAGCCUGUGCAGACACCACCGCCAUUGAGCUGAUGGAUUUUAUGCUUUCAUCCAUGGUCAUCCUCUGCUGCAUAGUCCUUGUGGCCUUUUCCUAUAUGUACAUCUUCCUGACGACAGUGAGCAUCCCUUCUGCAAGUGGAAGAAAGAAGGCCUAAACUUGUGCUUCCCACUUGACCAUAGUUGUGAUUUCCAGCAGUAUCAUGGUGUUUAUCUGCGUGACUCCAUCCCAGAAAGAAUAUCUGGAGGUCAACAAGGUCCCCUCAGUCCUGAGAGUGACUCCAUUCCUCAACCCUUUCAUAUAUACCCUGCGGAAUGAUACAGUGUUGAAGGUCCUCAGGGAUGUGUGAUGGGUUCGAGCAGGUUUGGAAAAGAGGAUGAGGACAAUGCUGAGGAGAGGAGUGUCCUCUGUCAGUGACCACAGAGGAGGGGGAUAG